Messenger RNA from Acanthosepion pharaonis, 1380 nucleotides. The record is from the annotation of a GenBank genome assembly. Lineage: Eukaryota; Metazoa; Mollusca; Cephalopoda; Sepiida; Sepiidae.
AUGAUUGGUCCCUGUCUUCAUGGGCAUGAUGGUUCCUUGCUUUAUCUUUCUACUUUCUUGUCGCUAUCCUUGCCUCUUUUUUUGUCGUUUUAUCGCCCCCCUCCCCUCCUUCUCACUUUCAUUUCCGUUUCUCCUCUUCCUCUCAUACCAGAACUUUUGGCGCUUUUAUCUCUCUCUCUAUUUCUAUUUCAGCCCUUGUAUUUUACCCUCCCCCCUCCAUCAACUGCCCUUGUUCUGCUCUUCCUACUCCACCUAUCAAAUAACCUAGGGGGUUAUCAAUGUCUUGCAAACUGUAUCUAUAAGCGCUCUCGAAUUCUUUCUAUCUACCACAAAGACCCACCCGCAUGCUCGUAUGUAUUUCGAAAUCUUCUUUCUUUUAAUCUAUUUCUUAAAAUCUCCAUCUCUCUGUCAAAGACGCCAGACUUAUUUACCUCUGCUGUGACAUCUCUUUACCAAACUUUGGCACACUCCCCCAACAUAUCCACGUUUUCACCCCCCCCAUAUCCACGUUUUUCACCCCCCCCAUAUCCACGUUUUUCACCUGCGUCUUCCGUUCUAAAUGAUCAACUCAUCUUCUGUCUGCUAAUCUGUCUCUCUUUGUUUCCGAAAAGCCAGAAAGGGAGCGAACCACGCGGGAGAUUGGUCCGGAAGGAGAGUGUCCGCGCAACCAUCCCUACACAUCAUCCUCGCCAGAGCGGCGGCGCUUGGGAAGCUUGUGCGGAUUUCGGUCUCCUGCGAAGGACUACCGUUUUCGUCGAAAACGACGGGGACGAGCGGCGAGCGAAGGAACGAACGAACGGCACCUUGCAUGCGCGCACAAAACACGGCGCAGAAGCGAUAAUUCUUGGCCUUAGGUGCCGUUUAGCGCCAUCUGCGGAAUCAUUCAGCUACACAACGACUGUACCACAAAUUGCCUUGGUGUUAAUAGCUCACCCAUCACCCACUACCGCUAGUUCUCUCCUCCCUCUCAUAGUCGCAAUUCCUUUCCCUAACCCCGCCACCGUUUUCUUGGUCCCCCGUGGUGGCUUCCUACAAGCAGAAAACAUAGAUGGACGCUUUAGACAUGUUCGCUUUUACAUCAUCCUUUUUUUGUUCAUCCAAGUCUCUACAUCUGUGAUUAAUUUCCAAUCUUCAUAUUUUUUCUUCACCUUUAGGGUUGGGGUGGGGCAGGAGUUGCAUCUGGAACCCGGUGAAGGACGUUCCUUUCUAGACAUACGUACAGACACUCGAAUAGAACACGCAUACACAUGUGAAGAACGCACAAACACACGGCCUCUCUCUUUCCAUCUCUCCCUCUCCCUCUCUCCCUCUCUCCCUCUCUCCAUCUCUCUCUCUUUCCAUCUCUCCCUCUCUCAUGGCCUUACGAGUAUAUCCAAUUGA